AGGAAGCAUUUUCACCGGUCAUUGUAGGAACACGGACACGUUUUGUCGAACACCAGAACUGAUUGUGUUUCUAUUACACAAAUGUUCAACCAAUGCUCUGAAGAAUGAUAUAAAUCGCACCGAAGCUACUGUGUGUAAAUAAGUUUUGAGCUUUUAAUGAGUGAUAAAAGGCAGCGAGCGAGAGUCCAGGGCUCCUGGGCCAAACCUCUUCACAAACCACAACAGCCAACUGCUCAACAUGUCCCUUCGGCAGCAGAAUCGUGGAAAUGUGGACCGCGAUCAUUUGAGUUCCAUCAGCCAGUAGAUCCCAUCAGAGAGAUUCCUGUAGAGAAAGUGAUCGAAAAUGCUGGUGACUAUGAGAUUAGUCAAGGGCCUACUGGUGUCUCCAGACUGCGACUCAUACCAGGGUUUCUACAGCAGGAGGAGGCCGACUGUAUGUUUAGCAAGCUACUCGCUGAACUGCCAUGGUCACAAAAGACCAAUUAUAGGAUGAUGGGUGAUGCAUAUGAGGAACCCAGGCUCACUUGUUGGUAUGGAGAGUUGCCGUAUACAUAUUCACGCUCCGCUAUGCAGGCCAAUACUCAGUGGCAUCCAGUUCUCACCACUUUAUGUCUGGGCGUUGAGCAGAAGAGUGGUCACAAGUUUAACUCAUUGCUGUGUAACCUGUACCGGGAUGGUAAAGACAGCAUUGGCUGGCACAGUGACAACGAGCCAUCAUUAGGACCCCAGCCCAUCAUCGCCUCUCUGAGUCUGGGCGACACUAGAGUGUUCAGUCUCCGAAAGCAGCCACUUCCUCACCAGGUGGCAAAGGAGUACCAUGACCGUGGGCCUCGAAUAAACCUCACGUUCCGCACCAUAUACCCAGAGCCAGAGCGUCCCAGCGGGAGAUUUGUGAGAUGAUCACUAGGAGAAGAGAAGAAGAGACUGCGGGUUUGAAGAGAUCUGAAGAGGUCUGUCUCAUUCACAGAGCACCAGUGAUGACUUAUAUACACAACAGACUACACAUAAUUUCUGUUCAGUUUAAUUAUUUAUUUACGUGUGGAAGUUCACUUUUGAUCAAAGACCCUGAACAAUCAAAAAAGCAGUGCCAAGUGGCCCAUAUUUCAGUUAUGGCCCCCCAAAGGCUCUUUUUCAAGGUAAAUUGCUGUUUAAAUAUUACAUGUUGUGCAAUUUUUCGUUUAUAGCUUGUGGUGAAUAAACCCUAAUUACAUACAUUUGUUCAGUGUCAUUAUAGGGUUGGUUACGCU
Sinocyclocheilus grahami is the source of this 1247-nucleotide messenger RNA. RefSeq names its product alkB homolog 3, alpha-ketoglutarate dependent dioxygenase (gene alkbh3). The transcript has 9 exons. Gene Ontology annotation, molecular function: dioxygenase activity. Lineage: Eukaryota; Metazoa; Chordata; Actinopteri; Cypriniformes; Cyprinidae. Gene Ontology annotation, biological process: DNA alkylation repair. Bases 157 to 900 code for a protein of 247 amino acids. Gene Ontology annotation, cellular component: mitochondrion; nucleoplasm. The record is from RefSeq and is a predicted model, not a curated record.